Alligator mississippiensis (American alligator) is the source of this 7023-nucleotide messenger RNA. It is a transcript of the gene SRGAP1, whose product is annotated as SLIT-ROBO Rho GTPase activating protein 1. The record is from RefSeq and is a predicted model, not a curated record. Gene Ontology annotation, cellular component: cytoplasm. Bases 288 to 3551 code for a protein of 1087 amino acids. Gene Ontology annotation, biological process: signal transduction; negative regulation of cell migration. The transcript has 22 exons. Gene Ontology annotation, molecular function: protein binding; GTPase activator activity. Lineage: Eukaryota; Metazoa; Chordata; Crocodylia; Alligatoridae.
GCGGGGCUGCAGUCGGGGCCGGCCGCGAGGGGCCGCGCCGGGGUGUGGUGGCAGCUGCAGCAGCAGCAGGACCGGGGCUGGGGCCGGAGCCGGGCGCUUGUUGUUGUGCCCUUUGCUGCCGCCGCCGCCGCCGCGCCCCGCCCAGGGCUGGGACCGCCUAGCCCUGCGAGAGAUGAUGGUGCCGGCGCCGGGGUUAGCGUAGCCGCCCCCUCCCCCGGCAGCCGGAGCGCCGUCCUCGCCGCCUGCUGCUUCCCCGGCGCGGAGCGGGCAGGCAGCAGCGCCGGAGGAUGUCCGCCCCCGGCCGCGGCAAGAAGGACAAAGAGAUCAUCGCGGAGUACGAAAGUCAAGUGAAAGAAAUUCGAGCUCAACUGAUAGACCAGCAAAAAUGUCUGGAGCAGCAAACUGAAAUGAGGGUACAGCUUCUUCAGGACUUGCAGGAUUUCUUCCGCAAAAAAGCAGAAAUAGAGACGGAGUAUUCCCGAAAUCUAGAAAAAUUAGCAGAAAGAUUCAUGGCCAAAACAAGAAGCACAAAGGACCAUCAGCAGUACAAGAAAGACCAGAAUCUCUUAUCCCCCGUGAAUUGUUGGUACUUACUACUGAAUCAAGUGAGAAGAGAAAGCAAAGACCAUGCGACGUUGAGUGAUAUUUAUCUGAACAAUGUUAUCAUGCGCUUCAUGCAGAUAAGUGAAGAUUCCACCAGGAUGUUCAAAAAGAGCAAAGAGAUUGCAUUCCAGCUUCAUGAGGAUUUAAUGAAAGUUCUUAAUGAGCUUUACACGGUCAUGAAAACAUACCAUAUGUAUCAUGCAGAGAGCAUCAGUGCGGAAAGCAAGCUGAAGGAGGCGGAGAAGCAAGAAGAAAAACAGAUUGGGAGGUCAGGAGACCCUGUGUUUCAUAUUCGACUAGAGGAGAGACACCAGAGACGGAGUUCUGUGAAGAAGAUUGAAAAAAUGAAAGAAAAACGUCAAGCAAAAUACUCUGAAAACAAGCUGAAAUCUAUUAAAGCCCGAAAUGAGUACCUACUUACCCUUGAAGCAACCAACGCUUCUGUUUUCAAGUAUUAUAUUCAUGAUCUUUCAGAUUUAAUUGAUUGUUGCGAUCUUGGAUAUCAUGCAAGUCUGAACAGAGCCCUAAGAACAUAUCUCUCUGCAGAGUAUAAUCUUGAAACCUCCAGACAUGAGGGUCUAGACAUCAUUGAAAAUGCUGUUGACAGCUUGGAGCCACGAAGUGAUAAGCAGAGAUUUAUGGAGAUGUACCCCACUGCCUUUUGCCCACCAAUGAAAUUUGAGUUCCAGUCUCAUAUGGGUGAUGAGGUUUGUCAGGUCACUGCCCAGCAACCAGUACAAGCGGAGCUUAUGUUGAGGUAUCAGCAGCUACAGUCACGACUGGCCACACUUAAAAUUGAAAAUGAAGAGGUUAAAAAAACCACGGAAGCUACUUUACAAACAAUACAGGACAUGGUCACCAUCGAGGACUAUGAUGUUUCAGAAUGUUUCCAGCACAGUCGCUCUACAGAGUCUGUGAAGUCAACAGUCUCAGAGACAUACCUGAGCAAGCCCAGCAUUGCAAAAAGAAGAGCUAACCAGCAAGAGACUGAACAGUUCUAUUUCAUGAAAUUCAGAGAAUAUCUGGAGGGGAGUAAUCUUAUCACAAAACUUCAAGCAAAACAUGACUUGCUUCAGAGGACUCUUGGAGAAGGUCACAGAGCUGAAUACAUGACCACAAGGCCUCCAAAUCUUCCCCCUAAACCCCAGAAACACAGGAAGCUCAGACCCCGAUCACAAUAUAAUGCUAAGUUGUUUAAUGGUGAUUUGGAAUCAUUCAUCAAGGAUUCAGGACAAGUCAUUCCUCUCAUAGUGGAAAGCUGUAUCAGAUUUAUCAAUUUAUAUGGUCUUCAACAUCAGGGAAUUUUCAGAGUGUCUGGUUCCCAAGUGGAAGUCAAUGAUAUUAAAAAUUCAUUUGAAAGAGGUGAAAAUCCUUUGGCAGAUGACCAAAGUAACCAUGACAUUAACUCAGUUGCUGGAGUACUGAAGCUCUAUUUCCGAGGGCUGGAAAAUCCUCUCUUUCCUAAGGAAAGAUUUAAUGAUCUUAUUUCUUGUAUCAGAAUAGAUAAUCUCUAUGAGAGGGCUCUUCACAUCCGCAAACUCCUCCUGACUUUGCCCAGGUCAGUCCUUAUAGUGAUGAGGUACCUCUUUGCCUUCCUCAACCAUCUUUCACAGUACAGCGAUGAAAACAUGAUGGAUCCUUACAACUUGGCCAUUUGUUUUGGCCCAACCCUGAUGCCUGUUCCAGACAUACAAGACCAGGUGUCAUGUCAGGCUCAUGUGAAUGAAAUAAUCAAAACUAUCAUCAUCCAUCAUGAGGCCAUUUUUCCAGAUGCUAAGGAGCUUGAUGGCCCAGUUUAUGAAAAAUGUAUGGCUGGAGAUGAUUACUGUGACAGUCCCUAUAGUGAACAUGGUACAUUAGAGGAAGCAGACCAGGAUGCCAGCACAGAGCCCCACACCAGUGAAGAUGAAUGUGAACCUAUAGAAGCUAUAGCUAAGUUUGACUACAUGGGAAGAUCUGUACGAGAACUGUCCUUCAAAAAAGGAGCUUCCUUACUUCUAUAUCAUCGAGCAUCUGAAGACUGGUGGGAAGGAAGGCAUAAUGGAAUUGAUGGCCUUGUACCUCACCAAUACAUAGUGGUGCAGGAUAUGGAUGAUACAUUCUCAGAUACACUGAGCCAGAAGGCUGACAGUGAAGCUAGCAGUGGGCCAAUAACUGAGGACAAAUCCUCAUCCAAGGACAUGAAUUCUCCAACUGAUCGUCAUCCUGAUAUAUAUUUAGGAAGGCAAAGAAAGAGAUCUGAACCCCCAGCUCCUCAAAGACGCCCCGGAAGAACCAAUGAUGGUCACUGCCCUGUACAUCCACCACACACCCUCAGCAACUCCUCAGUGGAGCUAGGUUCCCCCAACACUGGAAGUCACUGCAGUCCUCGAACCCUCCUUCAGAAUCGUAACCUCAGCGCAGAUAGUCCUGAGAGAAGACGUAGGCCUGGGCAUGGCAGCCUUACCAACAUUAAUAGGCAUGACUCACUAAAGAAAAUUGAUAGCCCUCCAAUUAGAAGAUCAACAUCAUCUGGUCAGUACACAGGUUUCAAUGACCAUAAACCACUGGACCCAGAGUCAAUAGCUCAGGAUAUUGAAGAGACAAUGAAUACAGCUCUGAACGAACUUCGUGAGUUGGAACGCCAGAGCUCGGCAAAGCACGCCCCUGAUGUGGUGCUGGAUACAUUGGAACAAAUGAAAAAUUCUCCCACCCCUGCCACCUCGACAGAAUCCCUAAGUCCUCUCCAUAGUGUUGUAUUAAGAAGCACUGAGCCUCAGAUUCGACGUAGCACUAGUUCUUCCAGUGAUACAAUGAGUACUUUCAAGCCCAUGGUAGCUCCUAGAAUGGGAGUGCAGUUAAAACCCCCUGCCCUAAGGCCAAAACCCAUUGUUCUUCCCAAAACAAAUCCAAGCAUAGGACCUUCCCCUCCUUCCCAAGGUCCAACGGACAAGUCUUGCACAAUGUAAAAAGCUAGGCAGCCCUCAUAAGUAAGAGGGGGCCAUGUUACUGAAAGGAAUGAAUUAGUGAUAAAAGUCAGGGGUUCCAUAACAUAAUUAGUUCAUGUUUAUAACUGGAGAGGUCUUGUUUUUCAGUGUAUUUGAAUGUAACUAGCUACAUUACCAUGGGCAUUGGUAAUUUCUAUUGUUUCAAUUUUUUAAAAACUGGACAAUUGUGUGUCAUUAUAAAAACAAAACACAGACUUACUUGAAAACUUGAUGCUGCACCAUUUGUAAUAAAAGCAACACAAAUCACAAGUAGCUUCCCACAUUGUACCAUAUUUCACAGUCUUACGGUAGUUUACUUAAAUGAUCCUGUGCAAAGGUAAUGUGAAAGGAUUCAUAAGGGGAUGUGGAACCAUCACUAGAUCACUGGUUCCCAUCCCAGACUGGCUUGUGAAAAAUGGAAGUUAGUGUGUGAGACUUAUUCAUAGUUUCAUAGUAAUUAGGGGUCAGAAGGGACCUAAAUAGAUCAUCUAGUCUGACCCCCCACCACUGGCAGGAGCACACGCUGGGAUCACAUGACCCCAGACAGGUGUUCAUCCAACUUCUUUUUUAAUUUACCCAAGGUAGAAGCGAGGACCACUUGCCUAGGAAGUUGGUUCCAGAUCCUAGCUACCCUAACAGUGAAAUAGUGCCUCCUAAUCUCUAACCUGAACCUAUUCUCCAGCAGCUUCUGGCCAUUGUUCCUCGUCACCCCAGGUGCUGCUGGGGGGAAUAGGGCCCUUCCUAUUUGCUGCUGAUCUCCCCUAACGAGUUUGUAGGCAGCCACCAAAUCCCCCCUCAACCUCCGUUUGCUGACGCUGAACAGGUUCAGGUCCCUCAGCCUCUCCUCAUAGGGCCUGCCCUGUUGCCCUCCAACCAAGUGGGUGGCCCUCCUCUGAACCCUCUCAAGGCAGGCCACAUCCUUCUUAAAGUGCGGUGCCCAGAACUGAAUGCAGUACUCCAAUUGAGGCCAGACCAGUGUUGCAUAGAGGGAGAGUAUCAGCUCUCUGGACUGGCUUGAGAUGCUUGAGACCAGCUUAUUAAAGUACUUGUGUAAUGGACAGGAAAUUUCAGUCCACAGAAUUAUUUAAAAGACAAAAAUAAAACCAAAUGCCAUGCACAUCUUCACAAUUGGCACAAUGUAUUUAAGUAUCCUUGCUAGCAGUCUACUGAAUUGGUAUGCAGACUGCUUUACUCUCACUAAUAUAGUAUCACUUCUGGUCAGGGUUAAAGUAUAUUGCCAGGAUAGCGUGGAGAAAUUUCUUAUGCAGUCACCUGGUGUCCCUUUGCAGUGAAGCUAGAACUUCAGUUCUUGGGGCUAUCAGACACCUUUCACAAACACUAAAUUUGCUUAAAGUUUACAGUUCAGUGAUCCAAGGAUCUGGAUGCAUGCAAAUCUGUGGAUCUCUGUGCAGGACUAAAACGAGAGAGUAAAAGAAUCAGCUAAACUAUCAUUCAAGAAAAUGUUCCUCGGAACUUAUUACUUGGUAUUUAAAUAACUUAAGUUGAAAUAAUUAUAGUUUCCAGCUGCUGUAGCUUCAUUAGUUAGCCUACACAGUAAAAACAAUAUGCAGUUUCCUCAAUUACACUUACUAGAGUGAGUUCCUCUUGGGAGCUAGACUGACUCCUUCUAAUUAUGCAGGGGCUUGGUCAAAGGAUAGAUAUUUUAUGUUCUACUGCCUAGGAUCAAUCUGAAUAAAGUUUACCAGAACCACUUUUUCUCCCUCAUGUCCAUAUAUGAGUGAAGCCUUCACUUUGCUUAGUGCUUCAUUGUUUUCUGUUACAUGUAAACUAAUUGUACAGCUGUUUGCACAUUGUACACUAAGCCAUAACAUUAUUUCUGUGAAUAUUUUUUUCAAUGCCACCUGCCCAGUCUGUUGGGUAAUUUGCAGCAGGUUAGGCAACCAUGAAGACUGAUUUAUAAUAAGGAAUAUCUUACUGGUUGCUAUUACCUAAAAUAUCAUGGCCGAAACAAAAAAUCCAGCUGAUAUUCUGCUAUAAAAAUAAAACUGGUUUCACAUGCAGGUUGUCUUUCUACAUAGCAUUCGUUUCAUCUUACCAUUCUUUCCAUGGAACGUUUUAAGGUAUACUACUCACUAUACAGAAAGCUAACUGGGGAGAGAGGAGUGUUAAUGACUCAUUACAAAGAUUUGGUUAGCGUAUUGGAAUCUAGGUAAGAUGACAGAGACCAUGUCUUGUUGUCAUUUGAGAAUUAUUUAUUGCUGCUGGGGUUUGCUAAUUACAGAUAAGGGAACACAGAGCCCAGAAUAUGACAAAUAUCCCAUAAAGUACAUUCAAGAACAAGGCUAUCUGGGUCGUUCCCAUUGUUCCUAGUACUUGCACUCCAACUAGGGGAUCAAGGAGUCUAUAAGUACAUCUGUUUGGGGGAGGGGCUGUCAGAUAUUUAAAUUCUUAUCUACCAUGGUGAACCGUGAGGCACCGGUCGGAUCUACUGAGGUAACAACUGUGCACACAGUGUAACAAUCUGUCAAGUUUAUGUUUAAUUAUACACUUCUUGACUGUGCCCUGUAGUUGUAAGUUCCAUUGCAAGGUUCUAACUGAGGCCAGUCUCAGCUAUAGGCUAAAUUUAGUCUAUACUGUAGUUAUGUUCACCUGUCAAGAACUAGAAGUUAUCAAAUAGUUUCCAAAUUUACUAGGAUCAGUGGAACAAACUGGAAUUUCAGCUUUCAUUUACGUGCAGUUCUUGUCUAGUAUUUUUUUAAAUAACCUAUGUGGCAUAAUUGAGAUGGAUACCUGUAUCUUUAAAUUACAUAGGGAAUUUUGUAUGUUUAAAUAACUGUACUGGACUCCAUAAUGCUUAUAUUAGAAAUUGUUUAGCAAAAGAAAAUAUUAGAAACAGUGCAUUUAGUGAAUGCAUCCACUUAAAGCAUUCACACAAGUUAAAUGUGUAGUUUGAUGGUUAUUAUAGAUACUUAAAAGUAUAGUAAGUGGAUAUGUAACAGGAAAGACUGAUACAACUACAGACGCACUAAAGGGUAACUCCUGCACACCUAAUCAAAUCAGUAUUGUCCUUUACUGUCAGUUUGAUAAAUUGCAGUACUGGUAGCUGCCUGCUUGUUGACUGUUACCUAAUUGUGUCUAUGUACAUCUGUAGUAUGUACAUGUGAAAGUGCCUUUAAAAUUUUAGAGGAGCUUUAGCCUUGCUCUUGUACUGUUGCAUUUCCAUUGCGUUCCUCCUUGCGCUUAUAUUGUUGCAUUUUCAUGAAAUUUUCCCUGCUCUUGUAUAGCUGCAUUGCCAUUGCAUUCCUUCCGUUCUCAAAGAACAAAAAAAGUUGAAUUUACACAGUUCUGGAAGAAAAAUGUACUGUUAAUCUGUUGUGACAAUGCACUUUUAUGUAUAGUACUGUACAUUUUGGCAUGUACCAUUACAAGCUUCAGUAUACAUUCAGAUUUGUUCCUCAUAGUGUAUCUUUAUAAUAAAGAAAAUAGUUCUGUC